AUGCAGUUUGCUAUACAUUAUAAAACUCCAACUGCGCUGAGAGUAGAGUCCGGUUGUUGUAGCACUGCGUUAGGCCACAGAUCCAGUCUCCAGAAACAGGCAAAACCUCUCAAAAAAGCCAAUAAAGUGCCCUUGGUCGGGGGCCACCACACCGCCUCUCCCCUGUCAUUCUACCCAUCGCUGCCAAACAUCGAUGCCUUUCCACAGCCACCCCCCGCCCACAUGGGAAUACCCCCGGUCCACAUCGACCCCCGGACCGGCCGUAUCACCUCAUGGAUGGACUUCGAUAUACCGGGUAUCCCUCGGCCACCGAUGUAUCCGAUCCCAGGUUACGGACAGUAUUCCCCUCAUCCAGUAUUCCCUGACUUUGCACAACAACUGCAAUGGCACACGCCAGCCAUGUACCCGAUGGCAUCGGGAGCAUUUCGCGGUCCAUACCCGGGAUUGGGAUCCGUUCCCACAUCAGGUUUCCCAGCAUUUCCUCGACCGCCGCUGAUAGCGCCGCACCCGUCGCUGUCGGGCCACCCGGGGCUCACGCACUCGCUGUUGGCCGCCAGCGCCGGCUCCAAACAGCACCAGGACUUGGCGGCCGCGGUGGCGGCGGCCACGGCCGGCAUCAACUCAAUGAACUCACAUUCACAUCACUCGCACUCAGCCCACUGUACAGACAAUAAUAUAAAUAGCGGCUCCGGUGCCAGUAAUUCGCGGCAUUCACUGCCGCCGUACUCUCACUCAUCCUCUCAUCACAACUUCGAUCAAAAGCCAUCACUCAGUCGUAUCAGUAAUGGGAGCUCAACCACAGGAACCAGUACUGGUAGUAGCGGUGGCGGCGGCGUCCGGAGUCCGCCCAACUCGACCAAUAGUGCCAACCAUUCGCUGUCAUCUCCGGGAACGCCCGACAGCUUCAACGGCAAGAUCUCGAAGCACAGCAAAGACAAACCACACGUCAAGAAACCGCUCAACUCUUUCAUGCUGUAUAUGAAGGAAAUGCGGCCCAAAGUGGUCGCCGAAUGCACUCUCAAGGAGAGCGCCGCCAUCAACCAAAUACUGGGGAAAAGGUGGCACGCAUUGACUCGUGAAGAACAGGCAAAAUAUUAUGAUAUGGCCAGAAAGGAAAGGCAGUUACACAUGCAGUUAUACCCCGGAUGGACGGCUAGAGAUAACUACGCGGCCAACGCCAAGAAAAAGAAGAAAAAGCGCGACAAGAAUAGUGACGGAGAAGGGGGAGCACUCAAGAAAUGUAGGGCCAGAUUCGGGUUAGACCAACAAAACAAUUGGUGCAAACCGUGCAGGCGGAAAAAGAAGUGCAUUCGCUAUAAAGACGGCGACACUGCCGGUGAAAGUGAAGACAAUAUCGGAAGUGUGGACAGCAUAGAGGCUCCCACUCCUGAUUCCAAGAGUGCCAAUGAGAGCGAUGCCGAUAACAUGACACUGUCGUCGACAGAGCUGAGCCUAUCGAGUCCUCCAGUUCCUAAUAGUGAUUAUAUCUUACCUCAUUCUCACCACAACCUGCCACUCAUGCAUCAGAUCCAUAACGAUAUCAACUCCAGAGUUCAAAUGCCAACACUGGCCUCUCCGUCGCCAUUGCCGUCGUGUCCGCCCCGUAAUAGUCCGUUCAGUAUUGAACAGUUGGCGCGACCUCAUUGUCCACAAGUCAGAUCGUCGUCCUCUUCAUCGAUAUCAUCUGUGAAUAAUAGGUCUAAGACUCCACUUAUGACCACCUCGUCGAGUGAUUCAAUAUCUGUGCCGCAACUGCCGACCCCUCCCUCCUCCGAGGCCUCCACACCAGCCAUGCUGUCCGUCGCCUGACCUCCGACCUUACGCUAUGCCUUCCAUCACCUCAUCAGACAUAAUGUCAAAUAGGAAAUCAUCCGUUCAUUACAUUACCUGAGACUUCACUUUCACCUCAAAAUAAUAAGAGCUUUGAAUUCAUUGAUGAAUUUUUGUUCAAUUUU
Molecule: messenger RNA, 1955 nt
Organism: Oppiella nova
Lineage: Eukaryota; Metazoa; Arthropoda; Arachnida; Sarcoptiformes; Oppiidae
Source: the annotation of a GenBank genome assembly